Aspergillus lentulus is the source of this 420-nucleotide messenger RNA. RefSeq names its product protein max. Gene Ontology annotation, biological process: regulation of transcription by RNA polymerase II. Gene Ontology annotation, molecular function: DNA-binding transcription factor activity, RNA polymerase II-specific; RNA polymerase II cis-regulatory region sequence-specific DNA binding; protein dimerization activity. The record is from RefSeq and is a predicted model, not a curated record. NCBI's taxonomy places the organism in Eukaryota, Fungi, Ascomycota, Eurotiomycetes, Eurotiales, Aspergillaceae.
AUGCCAUCUGCACAACCACCAGCAUCCCUCGCCUCCAGCUCCUCCGAACCCUCCUGUUCUCCCAUUCCCGCCAGCGCAAGCACAACAGCCGAGGACGCUCAUACUCGCUCCUCUACUACCCCCAAGCAAGCGGCCGUCUCAGGCACAGGUACAGCGUCAGACCGGGAUAAACCACGUCUCACAGAACAAGAAAAGAAGAACAACCACAUCGCCUCGGAGCAGAAGCGACGCGCAGCGAUUAGAGAGGGUUUCGAUCGGCUUACGGAGCUGGUGCCGGGACUGGAAGGCCAGGGCCGAAGCGAGAGCAUCGUGCUCCGCAAGACGGUGGAUUUCAUACACAUGAAGCUACAGGAGAGACAGGAGCUUAUUGCUGAGAUUGAGAGCAGAGGCGGACACAUUGACGAUGCGUUUCGAACGUGA